UGGCAUCAUCAUGGCAUCUAUAUAUAUUUAGACAAAGACGUGCAUACCAUAAUAAAUAAACAGACUAUACACUUUAUAUAUUAAUUAUUCUCUCUAGUCUAUAAUUAAUAUAUAUGGCGUCGCUUCAAUUUUCAUCUUAUCUCCUGGGAACAAACCAUAAAAACAUAACUCCACUCCGAUCUUCCAAAGCUAUUCUCCAGCCUCAUCCACCGAAUCGUGUCCCUCGAAAAGUUUUUUUUUUUGCGUUACGUGUCUCUCUAUAUACCAGUAACCUUUUGCGUCAGACAGAGACCCCUACUCUGUUCGCUGACCAUGAACGGGUGUGAGGCUAGCCAUAAAGCGCCACUCGGUACGGUAGAGACGAGAUCUCUAUCAACGGUUACGUCGCUAGCGGCAGCGACGGAGAGUUUGAUUACCGCCGUCUCUAACGUUAAGUCCGAACCUCCUCCGUUCUCCUCCGGUGUUGUCCGAUUGCAGGUGCCGGUUGACCACCAAAUCGGGGCACUCGACUGGCUUCAUGCACAGAAUGAUGCUCUUCCUCGCAGUUUCUUCUCCCGUCGCAGCGACUCUGGCCGUCCAGAGCUUCUACAGGACUUGUCUAGCGAGAAUGUGAAUGGAACAUGUGAUGCUAACCCGGUCAGUGUUGCUGGACUCGGGUCUGCUCUAUAUUUCAGUGAUCUUGAUUCAUUCUCUCAUGAUCACUGGACAUUGAUCCGAAGGUUUCUGUCUCCGAACUCUCCUCUGAUUCGUGCCUACGGUGGACUUCGGUUUGAUCCCAACGGAGAAGUUGGUGUUGAAUGGGAACAGUUUGGUUCCUUUUACUUUACAGUGCCUCAGGUCGAGUUUGUUGAGUUUGAGAGAAGCUCAAUGCUGGCUGCAACUGUUGCUUGGGAGGAUGAGCUCUCAUGGACGCUGCACAAUGCCAUUGAAGCGCUUGAGGAUACUAUGCUUCAGGUUUCUUCUGUAAUAGUGAGAUUAAGGCGAGAAUCACUAGGAGUUUCUGUUGUUAGUAAGAACCAUGUUCCUAGUAAAGGAGACUAUUACCCUUCUGUAAAUAGUGCUCUGGAGAUCAUUAAGGAAAAAUAUUCGCCACUAAGCAAGGUUGUGCUUGCACGAAGCAGCAGAAUCAUUACAGAUACAGACAUUGAUCCUAUUGCUUGGCUAGCGCGGUUGCAGUGUGAAGGAAAAGAUGCGUACCAGUUCUGUCUUCAGCCACCAGGUGCACCAGCAUUCAUAGGUAACACGCCUGAAAGACUCUUCUAUAGGAAAAAUCUAGGUGUCUGGAGUGAGGCUUUGGCUGCAACCAGGCCUAGAGGUGAUUCAGAGGUUUCUGAUUUGGAGAUAGAGCGUGACUUACUAACCAGUCCCAAAGACGAUCUUGAAUUCUCCAUUGUGCGAGAGAAUAUAAGAGAAAAACUUAGUGCCAUAUGUGACAGAGUAAUUGUGAAGCCCCAAAAAACUGUGAGAAAGCUUGCAAGAAUACAACAUCUAUAUUCUCAGUUGGCUGGUCAGCUUAGAAGAGAAGAUGACGAGUUUGACAUCUUAAAUGCUUUGCAUCCAACGCCAGCUGUUUGUGGAUGCCCAGUAGAUGAAGCAAGACUUUUGAUUAAGCAAAUUGAGUCAUUUGAUAGAGGAAUGUAUGCUGGACCUGUUGGAUUCUUUGGUGGUGGAGAGAGUGAAUUUUCUGUAGGCAUAAGAUCUGCUUUAGUCCAAAAGGGUCUUGGAGCAUUGGUCUACGCAGGAACAGGAAUAGUUUCAGGAAGUGAUCCAUCCUCUGAGUGGAACGAGCUUGAGCUUAAGAUCUCUCAGUUCACUAAGACACUUGAACAUGAGCCAGCUUUGCAGACGAUCAACUAAUGAUGAUGCUGACCAAAAGAUAAUCCUAUAAACUGACAGUAAGGUCCAUAACGCACUUACGCACGUUAUGAUCUAAAGCUGACGUAUAUUUCCACCACCUUCAUGAGAAAACGACAAGUUAUUUUUAUAACGAUUGAACUUAAUCUGAUUAUCAGUAAGUGCUAGUGGAAUAAAUACUUUCAAAAUAUUGUUUCCAGAACGUGAUUGGUUUCUUUUUAAAUUAAGUUUGCGUUAA
This is a messenger RNA of Brassica oleracea var. oleracea, 2092 nucleotides long. RefSeq names its product isochorismate synthase 2, chloroplastic. Bases 313 to 1857 code for a protein of 514 amino acids. The record is from RefSeq and is a predicted model, not a curated record. Gene Ontology annotation, biological process: phylloquinone biosynthetic process. Gene Ontology annotation, cellular component: plastid. Gene Ontology annotation, molecular function: isochorismate synthase activity. The transcript is spliced from 13 exons. NCBI's taxonomy places the organism in Eukaryota, Viridiplantae, Streptophyta, Magnoliopsida, Brassicales, Brassicaceae.